GAGGAGGGUAGUGGAGGAAAGGCAUGGAGGGGAGAGGAGGCGGGGAGGGGAGGAUUGGUGUGGAGUGAAGCCGAGGCAUGGAAGGGAAUGUGGAGGUGUAGUGGAGCGGGAGCAUGGCAAAGAAAGGAGACAUGUGGCCCCUCCUAUGUCAGAUAGUGCGGACUCAGAUGUGCAGCAGAACAAGCGAACCAAGAGACAGAAAUCAAGGGGACCCAUAUAUACCAAAGAGGAGAAUGCUGCAUUGGUUGCUGCAGUAUCAAAAGAAAAAGUGACACUCUUCUGCCAAUCCGUGCCAGCAUCUGAGAAGUCAGCAGCCUGGGAACGAGUCCGGGACUCCGUGAAUGCGGUCUCCAAGUUUCACAGGCCCACCAAUGGCGUCAGACACAGGUUCUAUGAUUGUCGGGCAACGGUUACAAAGAAGAUGCAGAGGCUUCGACUGGGACAAAACCGAGGAAAGCCUAUCAAGUUGCGAGAGUGGGAGGCGGAGCUAAGAGAUGUCCUUCUGGCAGAGGAUGUCCCUGGAUUCAGCAGCAGGGGUCAAAAUCAUAGAGCUGGUGAUCAAGAAACAUCAUCCUUGGAAGGAUCAGCUCCAACUCCAAGUACAUCCUAUCAACAACAUUCUGGUGAAAGCUGCAUUCAAGACCCUCCAGCAUCGGCUUCUGGCAGGACCAUUGCUCCUCCUCAGGAUCAGCAAUACCACCCUGAGAGGAGAGUACAGUGCAGCCCGCACUCUCCUGUUCUUCUUUUGGAGAGGCUGGAGAUUCAGCCAGAGAUUACCCCUAUCAUUCCCCAGACUCCUGAUUUCUCCCCCGGCCCAGAGGAGGAGCACAGAGGACAAGGUUCAUUCAUUCAGCCACCCCAUGCCCUGAUGCCACCUACUGCUGUACCGCCUUUCCCAACUGUGCAGGAGAUCAUUCUGAGGGAGCUUAUAGAAUUAAGGUGUGACAACCGAAAACUACAACGAAAGGUCAAAAGGCUUACCCGGCUUACCCAUCAGUUGAGCAGGCAGCAAACUGAGAGUUUUGAAAUAAUUUUGGCCCGGGCAAGCCAACAACACAAUUAGGCAUUGGACAGAGUAUAUUUUGUUUACUUGAAGAUAUUUCCAGACACAUUGCUCCAAUGCCUGGGAGCUACGAUGAACAUAUAACCAACAAAGACGUUUUGAAAAAUGAAGGCUAGACCUUCCUCUGCCCAUCUCAUCGCAAAUUAUUAUGCAGAAUCGAUCUUUUUACUGUUCCUUGAUUUUGGUAGAAACGUUUUCUUAUGCUGCCAAGUUACACCUACCCAGCAUGUGUGUUUGUAAUUUCUAUGAAAAUAUUUUUUUUUUUGUGAAUAUAAAACUAUUUUUGGUCUAA
Rana temporaria (common frog) is the source of this 1355-nucleotide messenger RNA. RefSeq lists its product as uncharacterized. NCBI's taxonomy places the organism in Eukaryota, Metazoa, Chordata, Amphibia, Anura, Ranidae. Bases 146 to 1063 code for a protein of 305 amino acids. The record is from RefSeq and is a predicted model, not a curated record. The transcript is spliced from 5 exons.